AUGAAAAAACACGCAAAUUGGGAAAUAAAUCUGUCACAAUCUGCUCACAUCCGCUUGCCGCUAUUCAGCCUUCGCCAUCAAAGAGGCGGCUGUACUGGUAAUGAAUCUGCUCUAUCCGCAACUCGCCGUCGCCAAAAAUCAACGACUUCUCAGCUGAGACGAAGCCCUCUCAUCUUAAACAAGAUGCCUCUUUCAGCUGACCCUAGUGCACCCGAAACAGAGGACCUUGCUGGUUAUGGCGCUGUCACCAAGACCAUCCUUGAACCAGGCACGGGCGACGACGCCGGUCGAAAUGCAAAAGUCGGCGUUCGGUAUAGUCUCCGACUAUCCGAGGAUGACACUAUGGAGCCUUUCGAUUCCUCGGCGACGCGACCGGAAGGCGUCCUAAGCUUUUCCCUCGGACGAGGCAAGGUUAUUCCUGCAUUGGAGUUGGUUGCACGCUCGAUGAAGGUUGGAGAGAAGUGCAAGGCUCGCACAACGGCGCCAUACGCGUUCGGAGAGCGAGGGCUUAAGCGAAAGGGUGUCCCACCGAAUGCUGUGGUGUACAUGGAGGUGGAAAUGGUCACGUGUGAGGGGGGUGAGAAGAAGAAACCAUUGGCGGAUAUGUCACCCAAGGAGAGAUUUGACGAGGCGAAGACAUACAAGGAGCAUGGCAACAAUUUCUUUAAGGAGCAAAGAUAUGAGAAGGCACUCGACCAAUAUGGCCGAAGCAUUCGCUUACUUGCGGAUGUGUUCUACAAGCCGGCCUCAUCGCUUCCGAGCGUAAAUGAGUCUCCGGUUACUGAAAAAUCUGCAGAAGUCGCACAAGAAAGUACUGACGCAAAAGACGAAGAAGGUUUUGAAGAAGCUGAGGUUCUGGACGCGGACGCAAAUGGGCAAACGCCCCCAGUAGAAACUGAGGACGCUCCCGAUGCAAACGGCGUUUCCUCUGAGCAAUUGACACAACAGUCCACACUUGAAUCGAACGCAGAGCGAAGAGAAGGCACUGAACAACUCGACGUAGAAAGAAAUGCUAUCUCUGAGGAAUCUGUCCCUGGGGAGACAAAGGUAGAUGAGCCUCCAGCGAAUGGGUUGAGAAUCGAGAAAGAAGGCGAAAAUCAUCAGGACCAUAUAAUCACCGCCAUUGAAGAAGAGGAAGAGGUAAUCGAAACGAUCGACGUCAGCACGGUCACUUCAAGCACACCAGAAGACGCGGACAGCAGACCGAGCGAAGCCACGACCAACAAAGAAACGGAGUCCCCAAUUGAAGCUGAAGGUCAGUCUACAGUGGAACCUGAAACAACAUCUGGUGCGCCAUCCGACAGUGCGGCUAUCACGGUGGAAUCAGACGAUCCUGAAGAGGACGAAGUGCGGGCGCUUCACGUGACAACUUUAAACAACUUGUCUCUCUGUCAUGUCAAGCUUGAAGACUACAAGCGGGCGGUAGAAAGCACCUCGGUAGCCCUGAGGAUAGAUCCUCAGAGUUCGAAAGCUUUGUACUACAGGGGUCGAGCAAAGAUUGCUCUCGGGGAUUGGGAUGAUGCGCGAGUUGAUCUGGAAGCGGCUAACGAGAUUCAACCGCACAAUCAAGGAAUACGCAACGAAAUCAUAAAGCUUGAUCGGAAAGUCAAACUAUUUGCGGAGCGAGAAAAGAAGAGGGCUGCUGCGAUGUUUGAAUUGCCCUAGGGGCAUUCAAAGAAGCCAGUGACGAGGAGUAAAAGUGAAACGGCAGUAUCGCCAGGGCCGGUUGCACAUCUUUAAAGAUCCAUCAGAAGCCCUUCGAGAUUGACCUGCAUUACUGGUCCGCGGUUGUAGCUAUGACCCUGUAUAGCGAUAUGCGUGGUUCAACAACCAUUCAUCCUAAACGCCAUGCGGCGCUGGCGAGGUCACUGUGCUUGCUGCUGUGGCGCUUUCGAUUUCUGCCAUUUUUUCUCCCUGCAAUCGCUUCAUCAAUGCUUCCCGUCCCUCACGAAUGAUGGCAGCAUUUUCCUUCAGGAUCUUCAAACGUUUUCGGUCGUUGCGUUUCCGCGUCUGCGUGUACUUGAUGUCCACGGGGAAGCGGUUUCGCCCAUCCAGCACGACU
Chondrus crispus (carragheen) is the source of this 2062-nucleotide messenger RNA. RefSeq lists its product as hypothetical. The transcript has 3 exons. Bases 1 to 1665 code for a protein of 554 amino acids. Gene Ontology annotation, molecular function: protein binding; peptidyl-prolyl cis-trans isomerase activity. NCBI's taxonomy places the organism in Eukaryota, Rhodophyta, Florideophyceae, Gigartinales, Gigartinaceae. The record is from RefSeq and is a predicted model, not a curated record.